UCUCACUCAUUCCCGGCGUUCCCUUCGUCCUCCCACUCGCUACCUCGAAGACUUCUUGUUCCUCCCACGAUGGAUUUUCAAUCGAUCCCCGGCCGACCAGUCCCUGGCGACUUACGCUCACAACAAGAAAGAGCUGCGAGGGAUUUCGCUCUUUUCUCCGAGGAAGCUUUGCCGGACCGCGCUAGCGUUGCACCCAAAACAACAGAUCAACGUGACAGAGUGUGGGCAAAAUGGGAAUUGUGGGCAAAGAAUGUUGUGGACAUCGACCCCAAUCAGACUUGGAUUGAUUUUUGCCUCCAUUGCAACACGGCUACUACCUACAUACGAAUGUUUCUCAAAGCCUACGUCGAAAACUCGUUUGAGCUCCGUGUUUGUCUGGGUCCAGAAGAGUAUGAAUGGGUGAGCAUGGUCACAACAGGGGUUGCGCUUAUGGAUGUAUGGAAAAGUCUCGUGGGGUCCGCCGAUAUGAAAGUGCUUCAGAAAAAGAGACAGGAGGAGCCACACAACCAAGCGCAGUGGAAGUUAGUCUUCCACGAAGGAAGGGGACAUACGAGCAAUCCGGCCUACAAGGUAUCCUUGUGGCUGAGAGAGAAGCUUGUUGACAUUAUGCAACUCAAGCGGGAGCAAACAUUCGAAAAGGUGCCUGCCACUGCCGAAGACAUAACACUUUAUCUAGAUGUCCUGUGGAGGCGUGCAAUGGACGUCAGGUGUUCCCCGAAGACGAGGAUAGCCUUUCAUGCCGUUUUGCUUCUCUCUAGCAUCGGAGGCUUUCGGCCCGGCACACUCAUGCAGAUGCCUUUCAGUCAGGUCCAGCUGGCCGUCGUUCGUGACCCGCUGGAUAAAAGCAGAACUCAACUCGUUGCAACGUUCACCAUCUAUCAGAAUAAGCAAGCGAGCAAGAAAAUUGGACGGAAACAAGAUGAUGUAGUAAAGAUAUCGAUCACAAUAGUUCCAUGGCCGCUCUUGUGUAUCGUCAGUCAAGUCAUCGUGGUGGCUCUUGAGAAGAACGCCUUUGAAACACCCUUCAGCUCGAUGGGCGAGAUCCUCUGUCGCCCUAUUAUGGAAGAUGUGGACUACGUCCCUCUGCGUUGGAAAAAAGAUAUGGAACAUCAGACGUUAUUUGAAAUAACAUACCCGGCCUUUUACGAGUUGUGGUACCAGGUACUCCUUGUAGCUGGUGUACGCGAGCCUCCACGGCCAUAUUCGAUGAGAGUAGGUGCAGGCGGCAGGCUACAUAAGUGUCUAGAGCCUCACUUAAGCAACUUCAUUCUUUCGCAUACCUCGGCCGUAUUUCAAGGAAGCUAUCAACCGGUUCAUGUGGCCGAAAACCUUCCUCGGGUAGCCUUUGCCAGGGUCCUCCAAGUCGACCAUCAAGAAAGAUUAUACGCUCUUCUGGCAAAUUCGAGCCUUCAUCGAGACGAGAACGCUCCAAUUUACCCUAAGAAAGAAGACAUCGAAUCAUGGGAACAACGUAGUGAUCUUCAAAACCUGAGGAUCGAGUACGAGACUGUACGAAGAAAAGCAAACGCCGACCGUCCAGAAGCCAAACGUAUAGCGGCCCGAAUUCAGUCCAUACGCGACAAGCUUGAGGAACUCACCAUCGAUCGAGAAAGAAGGACUUAUUUUGAAAGAGUUGACACGCUACGAGCCUCCGGAAUGCCGAUACCGGGAGAGUUAAGCCAGAGUUCUGAGUCACAUCGAAGGCGCUUCCAUGAGGCAAGCUCGGAAGGAGCCGCUGCGAUCGGCAAGUUCUUGUGUCAGAAGACUCCUUCCAAUGAGAGAACUAUCGACUUCGUUCAAAUGGGUCUUGCAUAUCUUGGCCAGAUUCCAGCAUCAGCUAAGACAGUAGCUGAUAGAUGCCUCACUACAAGCUCCGAGGCUGGGCCGAACGUUCGAUCUUCACCAGUCCCAGCCGAAUCGCCCCAAAGCGAUACAGAAGAAUGUGAGCAGACUUACAGGUGUAUGUUUGGUUGUGGCACAUACAAAAGCCGGCCAAACUUGACCAGGCAUACGCAGAAUAUUCACAUUGCAAAGGGACAUUUCGAACGGCCUUUUGAAUGCCCCGAAUGUGCUCGCUUAGGUCGAUCAUCUGAGCCCAUUGAUAGGCCCUCGGCAUGGAGCCAUCACGUCGAGAAGUAUCAUGGAGCCUCGAAUGCGCCAUACCUACCGACUUACCUAACACAUCUUAGAUUACGACAGAAAGUUCCAAAGCAACGAGGAAAGGCUGAGAGGUUGGCAUGUUUGCUUUGCGGCUUGGCUGUAUGCGUUGGUAACAGCUACUCACGGCACACGAAUCGAGCCCACAAACACACUGGACUUUUCAAUAAGACAUUUUCAUGCAUUAUUUGUCAACGCAAGGAAGGCAAGGAAUUCACUGUUGAUGGUUUUGAGUCCUGGACAAAGCAUGCAUGGGAUUAUCACGGACGAGACAGCCAGACAGGGAUUAAGCGGCCAUAAUAGCGGGUAGCAGAACCGUCGGUUGACAAGGGCGAGAAAUAUGGAACAGAAACUUUAGGCUUCUGAAUAGAACAUCCAAAGACCAAGAACCCCUAGCUAGCUCGUUAGGUCCCGAAGAGGUGACCAUGUCCAAGCUCAUCUUGGAAAGAUCCAAAUAGAAUUUGAUGACUCAGGUUCAGACAGACCAACCCCUUGCAAUCAUUAAAUUCUAAACCACUCA
This is a messenger RNA of Colletotrichum godetiae, 2677 nucleotides long. RefSeq lists its product as uncharacterized. Lineage: Eukaryota; Fungi; Ascomycota; Sordariomycetes; Glomerellales; Glomerellaceae. The coding region runs from base 70 to 2457 and encodes 795 amino acids. The transcript has 5 exons. The record is from RefSeq and is a predicted model, not a curated record.